Molecule: messenger RNA, 429 nt
Organism: Closterium sp. NIES-65
Lineage: Eukaryota; Viridiplantae; Streptophyta; Zygnematophyceae; Desmidiales; Closteriaceae
Source: the annotation of a GenBank genome assembly
AUGGGGGUGUGGUACGCAUGGUGGAUCAAGGACUACUGCAGCUUGCAGACCCUGUGGAACAGCGUGCAGUCUUCAAGCAACGUGCGCAGCAGCGUGCUGGCCGUGUGGGGCCCCGGCACAUCCGGCGCCAGCAGCAGCUUCCAGGACUACGUGCUCAUGGCGGCCAACAACCGCCGCAACCCCUCUUGCGUCAAGACGUACCUGCUGGACUGGAUCAAGUGCAAGGCUGCGCCCACCGACUCGGCCUUUCAGUUUUACAACUCGGCGCUGGGCGUGGGGGUGAGCGGGGUGAAGGAUGUGCGGUCGCUCAACACGUUUGUGACGGCGGUGAUCAAGAAGAUCGGCCAGACCGUCUUCAACAUGCUCGUUGCCAUGCUCAGGCAGCGCGGCCUGCAGGCUCAGGUCGUGAUGGCGGGAGCGUGGUGCUAG